AUGAAUGACUUGAUGCACACGGAAGACUUGGUGGCCGGGGAUCUGGAGAGGACAGACUACUUUCUGCGGGAAAUCCGGGGGACAUUGGAAUUGAAGGAAAAGUUGGAUUUCCUGGGCUUAAGGUGCUGCAACUUCCCCAUUAAGAUGCAGGCCAUCCCUGCUAUAGAGCCGGAGAAAAGGGUAAUGAUGGCCCACAAGGAGCAAAAGGUGGGGAUCCUGGGAGGAGUUGGGAAGAGUCCUCGGAACUGUAAGGAUUUGAUGGAUUUAGGGUUAACCCUCACAGGGUGGUAUUACAUAUAUCCAGAUGGAAGUCCGCUGAGAGUCAUGUGUGAUAUGGAAACAGAUGGUGGGGGAUGGAUUAUUUUCCAAAGACGCUGGGAUGGCUCCGUUGAUUUUUACCGUGGCUGGCAAAGCUAUAAGGAAGGAUUUGGGAAUCAGUGGAGCGAAUUCUGGUUGGGAAAUGAAAAUAUUCAUGCCUUGACUGCCAAAGGUGAUUUCGAACUCCGUGUAGAUAUUGGAGAUUUUGACAACAAUAACACAUAUGCCAUCUAUGAAGGAUUCUCGCUCGGAGGGGAGUCAGAGCAAUACACUCUCCAUUUGAACAAGUACACUGGGGGUACCGCAGGUGAUUCGCUCUCUUACCACAAGAACCAAAGGUUUUCUACCAAGGAUAAGGACAGUGGAGGCAGCAACAAGGCCAAUUGUGCUGUUCUUUAUACUGCCCCCUGGUGGCACAAAGCCUGCUUUGAUGCCUCUCUGAAUGGGCUUUAUCUUCGAGGGGAGCACAAGGAAAAAGGGGGGAUUGCCUGGUCCAAAUUCAGAGGAGUCCAGUACUCACUCAAGUUCUCAGAGAUGAAGUUUCGCCCAUUGGAAUCAGAAGAGUGA
This is a messenger RNA of Nanorana parkeri, 885 nucleotides long. RefSeq names its product ficolin-2-like. The transcript has 9 exons. Bases 1 to 885 code for a protein of 294 amino acids. The record is from RefSeq and is a predicted model, not a curated record. Lineage: Eukaryota; Metazoa; Chordata; Amphibia; Anura; Dicroglossidae.